Molecule: messenger RNA, 2536 nt
Organism: Lycium barbarum (goji berry)
Lineage: Eukaryota; Viridiplantae; Streptophyta; Magnoliopsida; Solanales; Solanaceae
Product: L10-interacting MYB domain-containing protein-like
Exons: 2
Coding region: 1478-2428 (316 amino acids)
Source: RefSeq, a predicted model, not a curated record
UUUUGGUUUUUGUUAGUUCUUGAUUGAUGGGUCUCGUCAAAUCUGUAUGGAACUUCUAUUAUUUGAUACUCUAAUUAACUUUUCCUAAUGUUGCUGAGUUUUUGAGCAGUUUUAGGGAGAGAGAUAGCCAGAUGAUUUAUUUUUUUUUUGGAUAAAGAUUGCUCCUUUUUUGGAUUAUUAUGAUUGGUGGAGCUGAAUCUGCUUCUGGUUUUUUUUUUUUUUUGAAAUCAAGAUUACUCCUUUUUGGAUUAUUAUGAUUGGUGGAGUUGAAUCUGCUUGUGCAUUUUGAGGAGAUAGACUUGUUAAUAAAACUUAUAAUCUUGUGACCAAUUAUCAAGGUUUAGGAAAGACGUCAGAAGAUUCAGGAGUCGGGCAUCAACCUAGUUAGUUUUUUGUUCUGACAUCCCCUGCGAAAUGAAAUUAGCACUCAUCAUUAUCCUAUGUUUUAAGCAAUUGCUUUUAGACUUUCUUGUGAUCAAUGAUGAUUUAAAGGGAGAGACACUUAUCAUUUUUCAGUGGAUAGAGGUGCAAGUGAGUGGUCCCUAUACUUAAUUGUUAAGUUGACCAUAUUAUGCCUCCAUAUCAGACUGAAUGUCAUAUCCUCCAACUAAAGUAGAAUAAUUACCACUUAAUAUUGUAAGUGAUAUUGAAUGUUAUUUGUUCCUAUUUUGAUUCUUUAUGCCACUUUGCGGUUUAUUUGCUCCCCUUUUUUAGUAACAUAUACCAUGAGUGAACUAGUAAUUUUCAUUCCGCUAUUAUGGUUAUAGCUGGUGAAUUGACUCCUUGACAGAUGACUCUUUAUGCCUUAAAUAAUCAGCAUGAUGAUGACUAUUCCAAGUAAAAUGUCAUUAUGAUCAUGUUAUAUCCAAUCUGUUAUUGCAAUGGAUUACUUGAAGAGUUGCUGCCUAUAUUUUCAUAAUGCACCAGUAGACAGCAACUGUGUUUUGUUUCCGACAGCAACUGUGUUUUGUUUUGCUGCAUUUCUUCCAUCGUAUGCAGGUUCAACUGGGGUGGUUCCAGAAAUGAAUGGACCAAAAAACUAAUAGCUGGCAGAUUUUAAGAUGUCACCAUCCGUUCUUCAGUCUUGUGUCAACCCACCAUGCUGAGCACUUUAGAUCUUUUAGUUGCUAUUAGCUUAAGGUCUUUCAAUUAUGGUGAUGUGUUUUAUUUUUAUUUCUGAGUUUGGAACUUGACUGCUGAAACUUAUUGUUAUCUUCUUUCUGAGGUGGACUUAAAAUUAUAAAACAUGUCAGAAUUUCGAUAUUACAAAUGCACUUGUGCUGAUCACUGUGUUUCCCUUGUCUCUUAUUUAAAUGAUUCCUCAUGUCAAAACUUGCUGGUUCCAGCCUCUUCUGAAGCUUCUGGCUACUGCUGCGGCUGCUGCUGCUGAUGCGGCUGCUGCUUCCACUUCUUCUUUUGAUGUUGCAGAGUUCAUGAACGUUUAUUUCUCCUUUCUUCAGAUUGUUUAUAUUCAAUCAUGCCGGAAACUAGUAAAGCACGAAGUAAUGCUAAGUGGGAUGAUGAUGCCAACAUUAAAUUUAUAGAUUUGUGUGAAAAUGAGAUUAGACAAGGACGUAGACCACACACUCAUUUAAAUAGAGAUGGAUGGAACAAUGUUGUUGAAGAAUUCAAUAGAACCAUGGGAAGAAACUAUGAUAAAAAACAAAUGAAAAAUCAUUGGGAUAACAUGAAAAAAGAUUGGAUCCUUUUUAAGAAGUUGAUGAGAGGGGAGACAGGUUUAGGAUGGGAUGCCACGAAAAAUACAAUUAUGGCAGAUGAUGAUUGGUGGGAGCGAAAAAUUAAGGAGGAUGAUCGAUACAAUAAGUUCAGGAAAAUAGAUCUUUCACUUAUAUGGUAUCGCUAUAAUGCGUUGUUUUCUGAUAUUGUUGCUACUGGAGAAAGAGCACGUGCAGCGAAUCAAGAACAAAUGUCUGGCAUUGGAGUAGAUCUUGAUGAAGAAGGAACAAAUAAUAUUGGUGGCUAUGACAAAGAACACUUUAUCAAUCCUAGUGAUGAAGGGAAUGAUGAAAGUGAUGAUAUACAGAAUGUGGAUUCUAUUAUGUUUCCUAAGCCGUCACUUAAAAGACGAGGUUCAAUUGAUGAUAUUGGCACUAGCAAUCAAGUCAAAAAAAAUAAGGCAAAAUCUGGUGCUACAUCAUUGAGAGAGGAUAUACACUCUUUAGUGGAGUUUAUGUCUACUAAAAGCACUGCUACAUCCCAUUCGGUAGAUGAUCCCGUCAUCGAUAAGUGUAUGAAUAUGUUGGAAAAAUUUUCUGAUAUUCCUGCUGGGAGUGGAAAGUACAACUAUGUUUGCAACAUGUUUCUUAAGAAGGAUGUACGUCAACUGUUUCUUAAGAUGGAAACUGAUGAAGCUCGGAAAUCUUGGUUGGAGUAUAACUAUCAGUUACAUCUUGAGAAAAUGGGCUGAUUGUGUUGCUAUGGUUAAAUGUUUUUAUUGUUUUUGUUGUACGUGUAAACUUUAUGUAUUGUUAAUGUUGUGUUGACGUUGUGGUUGUAUCCUUAGACCUUAUGGUUA